Molecule: messenger RNA, 3616 nt
Organism: Mercenaria mercenaria
Lineage: Eukaryota; Metazoa; Mollusca; Bivalvia; Venerida; Veneridae
Product: cyclin-D-binding Myb-like transcription factor 1
Exons: 18
Coding region: 85-2163 (692 amino acids)
Biological process (GO): regulation of transcription by RNA polymerase II
Cellular component (GO): nucleus
Molecular function (GO): RNA polymerase II cis-regulatory region sequence-specific DNA binding; DNA-binding transcription factor activity, RNA polymerase II-specific
Source: RefSeq, a predicted model, not a curated record
CCUCCGCGACAACCAUUCCAUCCUGGUUCUUUUAAAAUCGCCCGGACGAAAACAAAGCUUGCUGUGAUACCCACGUGUUUUCAAAUGAUGAAUGAUGGAGAUGAUGACAGUAACAACAACAGUACAGAAUCUCUGGCCACGCCCCCUGUCUCCGUACAGGUAAUCACUGAUGCCCUCACUACUACAGUAACACAGGAGACACUUUCUGAUGCCAUAGCUCAAAAUGAAGCAUUGACAGUAAAUGAAGUUGAUCCCAGCAAUCUGGUAUCACUGACCUCUACUGACACUGCUACAGAUAAUGAAGACACCAAAGAUGGAAAAUUUGUUAUCGUAACACCUUCAGGCACAGCCACAUUGGGUGUUGGAACAUUGGAACCAUUACCUGAAGUUGAUACUGUAUCAGGGGAACCAGCCUACAAGAGAUACCGCAUGCAGGGUGAAGAUGGACAGUCAUAUAUCCUCACUAUGGCUACUGAUCCACCUGAAAAUAGUACAGACACGAAGCAGUUUAGUGAACAUCAGUAUCAGGCGAAACAGGCAGAACUUACAAGUGAAACAGCUGCAGCAAGGAACUUGGAAAAACGUAACCAGUUGUUGAAGUCGGAUAUCUCCCAGGCAUGGUUCACUACACGUGAUGAUAAAUAUAUCUUACAAAGCUCCGGGGCCACUUGGAAGCAGGGACAGUGGACAAAAGAUGAAAUAGAACUCUUACAAAUGAAUAUUUCAGACUACUGUAGGAGUCACAAUAUCAGCGACCCUACUGAAAUCAUAUUUGAGAUGACCAAAGAUGAUAGGAAACAGUUUUACCGUACAAUAGCGAAGGGUUUGCAGCGCCCCCUCUUCUCUGUGUACAGAAGAGUUACCCGCAUGUAUGAUCAGAAAAAUCACAUGGGCAAAUACAGUUAUGAUGAAAAAGUCAAGCUGAAAGAAUUAAGAGCUAAGCAUGGUAAUGAUUGGGCAACAAUAGGACAGGCUCUAGGUCGUAGUGCAUCGUCAGUGAAAGACAAAUGUCGAUUGAUGAAGGAGACCUGUAACUCUGGUAAAUGGCUACCGGAGGAGGAAAAGCGUUUAACUCAGGCAGUCUAUGAUCUGACUGGAGGCAGGCCAGGUGAAGAUAUAGUACAUGGGUUGUCAUGGGCUCUAGUAGCAGAGAAGGUAAUCACACGGUCAGAGAAACAGUGUAGGACAAAGUGGCUCAACUACAUGAACUGGAAGAUGAAAGGUGGUAAAGAAUGGACGAGGGAGGAGGAUAUGAAUCUCAUUAUCAGGGUUGCUGGUAUGGAAGUAACAGAUGACACAGAAAUAGAUUGGGAUGAAUUGGCAAGGAACUGGGAGAGUGCUAGAUCACCACAGUGGCUAAGAGGAAAAUGGUGGUCAUUGAAGAGGCACAUUCCAGACUACCAAAUUCUGCCUUUUAAUGAAUUACUGGAGAGUAUGAAAACAUUUUACCUACACUAUGUACGUAUACGAAACUCUGCUAAUAGUACUGCCAGGACGAGGAAGAUUGUAUCUUCAGCUGGCCAGACAUUACAGUAUGUACCCAUUGCACUCAAUGGGUUGUCAACAGUGGAUGCUAGUGGUAUAGAUGAGAUGGACUCCAAUGUAGCGUAUGAAGUUCUUCAAGAGCUUCAGGAGCUUCCAAACAGUGGAGGAUCAUAUAUUAUAACCCAGUCCGGAGUUAGUCAGUCACUUCAGACAUCUCUCUCGGAGCAUAUCAUAGUUCAGACAGUGCCAGCUUCUCAGAUGUCUAACUCGGACCUAGAGUUACCUAAUGAGUCUCGUGUUGUUAUACGUGUACCAUCAGCCUCGGACCUUAGUGAAAAUUCACUGGAAACAUCAGAUCUUGGUACCACUAUACAACUCCCUGAAACUAUUGAUCAUGGUCAGCAAGAUUUGGAGAGUCUUACAGAAGAGCAUGUUAUAUCACAACCAGUCUCCCUAGCAGUUGAUUCUACAUUCCCAACACAUGGCCUGGAAGAGGCAGUGAUAUCUAGUCCUGGUGAUGUAGUUAUUGAUAUCAAACAGGAAUCCUAUUCCCAGUCAGCUAGUAACAACGGUCAACUGAUGACUUCCUUUUCAGAUCCUAUGUUGAAUUCGGACAGCAUUAGUUUGAUGGGCUCAGCUUCCGACGUGGAGACGGAGCUCGUACAGAUGUCGUCUUAGAUUGAACAUUGUCAUCUUACAUCGUCCUUUGAACAUGUAUUUCUAUCGCACUAAUAUAAAUGGGCAUUAGAACUAAUGUUUAAGUCCUAGUCUGUAUCUGUACGAAGUAUAAUCUCAAACCCUUCCAGCUUGCUCAGUAGAUACAGCACAAGACGAUUGUGUGGGUGAUUGCUGGGAGAGAUAGACGUUCUUCAUAAAGAUUUGAAAGACAUUGUGUCUGGGGUCAUUUGCCUUCAACCCAAUUUCCUGUGGAGAACAAGUCUCUACUUGUACAGAGUCUAGGAAUACUGGAUAGUAGAACUGUCUUCUGUUACAUUUCUGAAAUGAAAUUAUGUUGAAAAGGCAUCUGACUCAAAUCAAACAAACUAUACAAAUUACCUAAAUUAGACUGUAAAGUAUAGGUUGAUGGAAAUAAACUGUCUAGUCAGUGCGAAGAAAGGAGACUUGUGUUGUGUGCAUUGAGCCAUCAGCUGAAAAUGAUCUGAAUAUUGUAGUGCUCUUUUUUGCCUUUUUUGUAUUAAUUAAAUGGUAAGAAUAUGAAAAUUUAUUUUGUGCUUUUUAGUGAAAAUACUAGGAAUUGUUGGAGAGCUCUUGUUUCUUGAAUAAAGGAUUCAGAAUACUUCCUUUUGAAGUUAGUAUAAACAUUGUACACAUAAGCAAUGUAUCGCUAAUAAUGCAAUCUCAUUGAGAUGCACCGGUAUUCCACAUUCACUCAAAGAAAUAUCCUCUAUCUAGGGCUACAAUACAUUUAAUUUUUUUUUAUACAUUUAAACAAUUAAUGUUAAACUUUGCAGUCAUUUAUUUAUUUAGUUUUUUGCCAGAUCAGCUUGAAGCUUUGUGAAGUUUUGAAGAAGAAAAUUUGUGACUAAAAUGAGUUUAGGACAGUUGCAUCUUUAUAUAUUAUAAGAAAAGUACACAUUUGAGCCGCGCCAUGAGAAAACCAACAAAGUGCGUUUGCGACCAGCAUGGAUCCAGACCAGCCUGCGCAGUCUGAUCAGGAUCCAUGCUGUUCGCUUUCAAAGCCUAUUGCAAAUAGAGAAACCAUUAGCGACCAGCAUGGAUCCUGACAAGACUGCGCGAAUGCGCAGGCUGGUAUGGAUCCAUGCUGGUCGCAAAUGCACUAUGUUGGUUUUCUCAUGGCGCAGCUCAUUUUAUGUUUAGCAGCAUUUACAACAUACAGUCAUGUACUAUAUUGUAACACUUUUCUUGUUAUGUUCUAUAGUUACGGUUAUAAAGUUUGUUUAAAGCAUCAAUCAUGAUUUCAUAUUUUAUUCAAAUGUUUGUUUCAUUCUUCAUUCAUGGGCAGUUGGGGAAAAUCUUGCAUAUGCGUUACCUUGCUAUGCUAUUUAAUUUGAUAUUAUAUUUUGGUCUUCUGUACCAGCCAUUGUUAUUGUAUUGUUAUCCUGUGUAAUAUGUGUUCGAGUGAUCAAGUUAAUAAAAUAUUUCUGUGAUA